Hermetia illucens (black soldier fly) is the source of this 1582-nucleotide messenger RNA. RefSeq names its product inositol-pentakisphosphate 2-kinase (gene Ipk1). The coding region runs from base 302 to 946 and encodes 214 amino acids. Gene Ontology annotation, molecular function: inositol-1,3,4,5,6-pentakisphosphate 2-kinase activity; ATP binding. Gene Ontology annotation, biological process: inositol phosphate biosynthetic process. The transcript has 9 exons. The record is from RefSeq and is a predicted model, not a curated record. Lineage: Eukaryota; Metazoa; Arthropoda; Insecta; Diptera; Stratiomyidae. Gene Ontology annotation, cellular component: nucleus.
AUAACCGCACGUCAAGCAUUCGCAGCAUGUGACAGAAAUCCACUUGUGUUUGUUUAUCUGCUAUUUUGGUUUCCUUUGGUGCUUCUUUAGGGGACCUGCAAGGUAAUUAGAGUGAGCGCAUGGUGACAUUGCUGAUGGUUUAUUUGCGCAAAUUAGAUUCAAGAAACGAAGCCAUCGAAGAUGAUUUAUUUGGUUAUUUGAUGCAACCAUAUUCUCAUGAAGUCUGUGAGUUCACAAACGCUCACCUACAAAUGAAGGUUUCCACUGCUAGAGUCUCUUCCGGGAGAGCUCACAAAGAAGUAUGAUGAUAAAUACUUUGGACCUCCAAUCAACCGAAUUGGUAUACGUAGCUGAAGGAAACGCUAACAUAGUUUUGAAAUUAACUAAACUUAAACAAGUUUUACGUUUACCAAAACUAGAAAAAUCAAAAGGAGGUGGAGAUCAUGAGCUUUUUUGUUAUUUACAUCGUAGUGUGAAAUACAUAAGUAUAUUAGCAGAUAUGUGUGGGCACGAAUUCAUUUUUCUACCACGAAUCGUUAAAAUACCAGAAGAUGAAGCAAAACGAAUAAAUGAGUUUAUUACGAACUUUCGGCCGGUCAAUAGGCUUGGGAAGGAAUUCAAUGGAAAGUAUGCUAUGCUUAUGCAAGACGCUACUGCAGGAUCCACUUCAGAGCCAAUUUAUUCCGUGGAAAUUAAACCUAAACAAGGCUGGAUUUUCGAUAAUACUAUAGAUCAUAUUUUUCGAUUGCAAGGCGUGAAGAGAUGCCGCUAUUGCUGCAUGCAGUAUUUGAAGAUGAAAAUGGAGAAAAUAUCAUCACGAAGCAAAUACUGUCCAAUGGAUUUAUUUUCGGGGAAUGUGAAUCGCAUGCGAAAGGCAAUUGAAGCGAUUCUAUACGAACCUCAAAAUAAUUUGAGAAUAUUUAAAAACUGGAAAUCUUGUAUAUGAACAUAGGGCUCGGGAUCAAGAUGCCUUGGAAUCAAUAUUUGGUGACAUUGGAAAGGAAGAAUUCUUCUAUUUCCUCGUGGCUUCGCUUCUUGGUUAUGAUACAAUUCAGGACGAUAAAAUAACAAAGAAUAUCGAUACGUCGUCAGAAUGCGAUCCCCAGUCAAAUCUGCCCCUCAAGAGCAUUCUGAAGAAAGUUUUGGAUUUACAGACCUUCGCAAAGCUGAAUUUACCAUAUAUGUCCCAAAUUGAAUUAAGCGACGCCAAGUCUUACAAUUCUUUGGAAAAACUGGUUUCAAAGAAGCUACCCAUACUUUUAGAAGACCUAAGUCAGGAAGAACUUUAUAUGAUCGGGUCGACUUUAAUGGAUGCUUCUAUAAUGAUCACAUUUCAUCGCCUAGCUGAAAGCCAAGAUUUGACUGAAGGAAGCGUUAAACUCAUCAAAGGUGAGCGUUAUUUUACGAGAAUCACAUUACUAGAUCUGGAUCCCAAGCCGGAUAACCACUUCAAGAAAUUCUUGAGGCAAACGAAUGACGCGUAUGCUGCAUUUCGCGAGAGUAACUCAUAGCACGAUUGACUUCCUAUAACCAUGUUGUUCACUUGGAUAAGUAGUAUAAUAAAAGCAACCAAAUAUUUAAA